Messenger RNA from Aspergillus piperis CBS 112811, 959 nucleotides. RefSeq lists its product as uncharacterized. The transcript has 2 exons. The coding region runs from base 65 to 616 and encodes 183 amino acids. The record is from RefSeq and is a predicted model, not a curated record. Lineage: Eukaryota; Fungi; Ascomycota; Eurotiomycetes; Eurotiales; Aspergillaceae.
UGUUUAUCAAUCAUCAAAUACAUCAAUCAUAAUAUCACUUACCUUCUACGUUCCUGGUGACAUCAUGCCUAGCCCUGCAACUACCAGCCCUUUUGGCUUCAUGGCUCAGUACCAAGCCAAGGGUCUUAUUACGGAUGAGGGCUUCAAAGCCUUCAGAGACGCGUACACGGGGCAUCUUCCAGACGUGAAAAUGUAUGUAGCAGAAGAAGACGGGAUGCAUGUCUUCUACUACAACGCUGGUCUGGAAACAGGCGGGGCCGUGUUCCGCACUAAUCGUGCAGACGCCGUGGCCUCUAUUCUGCAUAUGGUGCAAGAUAAUGGAGGGGAGAUUGAGAAGGUUUCAAUCGACGUCCUCGGUGCCCGCGCUGGAUUGGAAGUCCAGACCUUGAAUGAUUAUUUUCCUGUCUAUGCGGGCGCUGAUGCGACUGCACACCUCGUCGACUUGAAGGGCGGCCCAUGCUAUGGGACCCUUGGUGUCGGAGUAGAUACAGAACUUGGGUACAGAGACCAGUCAGUUGGCUGUAAAGUCCUGGGCUGUGGGAUGAGAGUCGGGAGGGUCUGUGAGAUUUCCGCAUUCGGGUCGAAGAUUGGGAUUGAUUGGGGAAAGCUCUUUUGACGCUGACCACCCGCUGAUAUCACUGUGCACUGGAUGUGUUUUUCAUGACAGAGUGUUCUUCGUAGCUUUUAGGGGAUGUUGAAAUCUAAGGUUUAGCGAUCAAGUAACUCGGCAAUGUAUAGCGCAUGUCGUCGUAAAGGUCGCGAGAUAGUAGGUGAUACUAGGUUGGAUACGGUGGAAAAUAGAGUAGUUAUAAUUCUGAGGAGAGGCAAUGAAGAAUAUGGAGAUCAUAGUUCAAAGGUUAAUGGAUCUCUCUGUCGUCUGGAUCUUUGAUUCUCCAGCCCCUUUCUCAGCUUUAAAAGUCUUCGCCCUGAAAUUUGUCAGGAGACAAGUCCCCUUUUAG